CUAAGUUGGGGUGGUUGUGGAGGUUGUGGAGGUUGCGGUGGUUGUGGCCGGUGAGUGGAGAGAAAGAAAGAGGUUGUGGCCGGUGGUGGGUGAUGUUGGCGAUGGUGGUGUUGGAGUUGGGUUGAUAGAAUAUUGUAUACUUGUGUAUGUAUAUUUCACUUAGGCUAGUUUGGUCAUUUUAGGUGGUAAAAAAUAUCAUGAUUGGGUUGUCUUUGGGUGUCAUUGAUGACUUCAUUCUUUUGUUUGGUUUCUUUCCUUAAUUUGCUUUCUUUCACAUGAAUCUUCCAAGAAAGCCGUAGACAGACAGGUUUUGAAGCAUCUUUUAGCUUUAAAAAUUCAAAGCUGAUAAGAAGACUCAGUUGACCUCAUGAUUUAAAAAUUGUAUACAUGUGUAAGUAUAUCAUCUCGUUUUAGCUGAUAAGCACUACGCUUUGAAAAAAACCAAUGAAUUUUCAGCUGUGCGUCCUCCAUCCAGUGGCCGCCUCCCCAUUUGAGAAGAGAUCACACAUUCCAUCAUCUUCACCAAACAAGAAGCACUCAACACAGCCAUGGUACGCCCAAGUUUAAUCACUCUUCUUCUCAUAUUUUACUGUUCUUGUAGUAUCGAAUUUUGCACCGCCAUAGACACAAUUACAUCUACUCAACCCAUCCAUGACCCUCAAACUAUAGCCUCUAGUGGUGCCACCUUCAAAUUGGGAUUUUGUAGCCCUAGUGUUAAUUCUACUAACCGGUAUGUUGGUAUCUGGUACAACGACAUCUCUGCCAAGGCUGUGGUUUGGGUUGCGAAUAGAGAUACACCUCUGAAUGACUCCUCCGGGAUAGUGACAAUAUCCAAGGAUGGCAAUCUUGUGGUCCUGAAUGGACAGAAACAGAUUGUUUGGUCAUCAGAUGUUCCAAAUGCUUCGGUGAAUUCAAGUGCUCAGCUUUCAGAUUCUGGGAACCUUAUGCUGCGAGAUGACUCCAAUGGAAACAUAAUAUGGGAGAGUUUUAAACACCCUUCUGAUUCUUUGUUGCAGGGGAUGAAAAUUAGUACUAACAAGUUUACAGGUAAGAAGACUCAGUUGACCUCAUGGAAAAGCCCUUCAGUUCCAUCCAGUGGAAGGUACACUUUUGGCGUCAAUCCUACGAAUAUUCCAGAAGUAUAUGUUUGGAAUGGUAGUCUUCCAUAUUGGCGGAGUGGUCCAUGGAAUCGGCAGAUUUUUAUUGGCACGCCUUACAUGUCGUCUACAUACUAUAGCAGAUCUGAAGUUGCAAAUGAUGAAAGGGGAAAUGUAUGUAUUGGUUACACUGAUACAAAUAAGUCCUCUCAGUUAUACUAUACCUUAAGUUCUAAUGGAACUCUAAUGCAGAGGUACCGGGAAAAAGGAAAGGAGACUUGGGAAACUACGUGGGUGGUUCAAAAUACUGAAUGUGAAGCAUAUGGCAAGUGUGGUCCAUUUGGAAGCUGCAAUGCGAAGGGUUUGCCAAUUUGCACAUGUUUGCAAGGGUUUGAUCCGAAGGAUAUGGAGGAAUGGAGUAGAGGGAAUUGGAGUGGACAAUUAAUUGACAUACAGGAAUUCUCCUAUGGUGGGGCAGAUCUUUACAUACGUGUGGCAUAUUCAGAACUUGGUAUUGUUUUUUCUGCUUCUAAAUCCAUAUUAACUCAAGUACUUUCUCAAUGUUUGUUGUGUUUUACAAGAAAAAAGAGAAGCACAAAACUAGUUAUUGCAGUUGCAGUUCUCAUAGGAUCAGUAACCAUUGCAAUUUGUAUCUAUCUUUCCUUGAGGUGGAUGGCUAGACCGCGAGGAAGGAAAAAAAAAAGUGGGAAGUUAUUUAAAAGAGGGGAAGUCGAUGCAGAUUGUUCAAAUAAAAGCAUGCUUGGAGAUGAUCAGAGCCAAAUUAAACUUGAAGAGCUACCUCUAUUCAGUUUCGAGAAGCUGGCAAUUGCAACAGAUGAUUUUGAUAGGGCUAAUAAGCUCGGGCAGGGUGGUUUUGGUCCAGUGUACAAGAGAAAAUUGGCAAGUGGACAAGAUAUAGCUGUCAAACGGCUUUCGAGAUCCUCUGGACAAGGGCAUGAGGAGUUUAUGAAUGAGGUUGUGGUAAUUUCCCAACUCCAGCAUCGCAAUCUUGUUAGGCUUCUUGGCUGUUGUGUGGAAGGAGAAGAAAAGAUGUUGAUCUAUGAAUACAUGCUAAAUAAAAGCUUGGAUGCAUUUCUGUUUGAUCCAAUCAAGCAAAAACUCCUAGAUUGGAGAAAACGUGCCAACAUUAUUGAAGGGAUUGGUCGAGGAUUACUUUACCUUCACAGGGAUUCCAGAUUAAGGAUUAUUCAUAGAGAUUUGAAGGCUAGUAAUAUUCUAUUGGAUUCAGAUCUAAAUCCAAAAAUUUCAGAUUUCGGCAUAGCAAAGAUUUUUGGAGGGAACCAGGAUCAAGCAAACACUAAAAGGGUUGUUGGAACUUACGGUUAUAUGGCGCCUGAAUAUGCAAUGAAAGGGAGAUUCUCGGAAAAACCUGAUGUGUUUAGCUUUAGAGUGUUGUUGUUGGAGAUUUUAAGUGGGCGAAAGAAUACUAGCUUUUAUCAUGAUGAGCAUUCUUUAAGCCUUCUGGGAUUUGCAUGGAAGUUAUGGAAUGAAGAUAGGAUUGCAAUGCUAAUAGAUCCAACAAUUUCUGAUCCAUGCUUCCUAGUGGAGAUCUUGAGAUAUAUACAAGUUGGACUUUUGCGCGUGCAAGAUUUCGCCACUAAUAGGCCUACUAUAAAUACUGCUCUUUUCAUGUUCCAACUCCAAAGCAACCUGCAUUUACUGAAACAUUGGGUCUCUCAAAUUUACGGUCUUUUCAACAAAGCCAGAGGAAAUAUUCUGUGAACGAUGUAACUGUUACAAUCAUUGACGGUCGUUAGCAUGCAGAUUCUUGUAUUUUUUUUUUUUUUCUCUUACUAUGUAGACCCUUAAUUGCUCUCUAAUUGAAUACAAAUAAUAUAGUUUUGUUUUACAUAA
Molecule: messenger RNA, 2972 nt
Organism: Cornus florida
Lineage: Eukaryota; Viridiplantae; Streptophyta; Magnoliopsida; Cornales; Cornaceae
Product: G-type lectin S-receptor-like serine/threonine-protein kinase At1g11330
Exons: 8
Coding region: 549-2840 (763 amino acids)
Biological process (GO): recognition of pollen; protein phosphorylation
Molecular function (GO): ATP binding; protein serine/threonine kinase activity
Source: RefSeq, a predicted model, not a curated record